AAGAUAGCGUCGGUGUAUGACAAUGGAGUCUAUCGACCUGACCACAGGUCUUGUCUUGGUCUGUUCGUUCAUGCUGUCACUCCUCUGUCUCCGGACAUGGGUGGGACACCGCGGCCGUCCCGACAAGUUUCCCCCCAGCCCCCCUGGGCUGCCGCUCCUGGGGAACCUGCUGUCUCUGAUCCGGGAGCCCCACCUGCAGCUGACGGCGUGGCGGCGCCGGUACGGAGACGUGUUCAGUCUGCGGAUGGGUCCUCAGGACGUGGUGGUUGUGAACGGGUGUGCCGCCAUCAAGGAGGCCCUGGUCAUGAAGGGCGCGCACUUCUCGGACAGACCCGCGCUGUUCCUCACGGAAGCGAUUUCAUCAAGGAAAGGAAUCAUCAUGCGAAAGGAUGGUGAUGACUGCCAAAGCAUCCGACGAUUCGGUCUCUCCAGUCUUCGUUACUUCGGUGUCGGCAAAAAAACACUGGAGCCCAGCAUUCAGCAGGAAUGCCGUCGACUUUGUCAGUCAUUUAAGCAAAUGGAGGGAGAGCUUUUUGAUGCCACCUGCUUCCUUCGAAUGGCCACCGGCAAUGUCAUCAAUGCCAUCGCACUUGGAACACGGUUUGAGUCAGAUGAUCCCGAUUAUCAGGAACAAUUAAAGCGGAUUGAUAUUAUUUUCAAGCUGUUUCUUCAGGCCCAGAUUCUCAACUUUUAUCCAACCUUAAGAUACGUCCCUGGCCUUCGUGGGUUGACAAAAAAGUGGAAAGAAGUGAAUUCCCUUUCGAAACAGUGGUUGCAAAAGAUAAUCGAGGACCACAAGAAGACCUUCGACCCUUCCGAGACCCGUGACGUAAUUGACAUGUGCCUACUGGAAGUAUACCAAUGCAAAGGAAGCAAAGCCCUUUUGAAAGAAGACAACAUUAAGAACACCAUAGCAGAUUUCCUCGCCGCCGGUACAGAAACGUCUGCGACGACUCUCUCUUGGGCACUGCUCUACCUCGCGCUCAACCCUGCCUGGCUGCGGAAUGUCCAGGAGGAGCUGGAUGCCGUGGUAGGAAGUGAUGAAAUCCCGCCGUACUCCAGACGUGAGGAGUUGCCCUACACAGAAGCGACCAUCCUGGACCUGGAGAGUCAGCGAAUCCGCAACACGGUUCCCCUGUCCGUGCCCCACUGCACCUCGUCCCCGACCAGCCUACAGGGGUACGACAUCCCUGCACACACCCAGGUGUGGGUUAACCUGUGGUCCGUCCACAUGGACCCUGCCUACUGGUCCCAGCCGGACACGUUCGACCCCGGCAGGUUCCUGGACGACAACGGGAGGGUCCAGGUCCCAGAGUCCUUCAUGCCAUUCUCCACAGGAAGACGAAUUUGUCUCGGCGAGCAGCUGGCCAAGAUGGAACUUUUCCUGUUCCUCACGUCCCUGUUGCAGAAGUUCACCUUCAAACUGCCAGAGGGCGCGCCUGUACCAGACAUGUCUGGAGAGAUCGGAUCUACUCUCCUGCCCAAGCCUUACAAGAUACAGGCCAUUUCUCGCAAGAUUUAGAAGUAAUGACAUAAAUAAUCUCAGAAGUUGAUUAAAAGAAGGGACAUUUUCAUUUUGAUACACGUUAUAUCUACAUGGAUAUUGUGUAAAUUGUAAUACUGAAGGUGCAAAAGGGCAAAAUGUCUAUGAUGAUAUCUCAGGAUAGAACAGCGCAACAUUCAAAACCAAGCAGAUAAGCACAGGAAAAUUGUCAAACUGAUAGUUGGAUACAAAAUGCCAGGAACAACAGCGCUAACAUGUUGACUUGAUUCUAAAUAGUGCUAUUUUUAUGAUUUUGUUAAUGGUAUAGAUGACCUACGUCAUAUUCGAAGAAU
Molecule: messenger RNA, 1836 nt
Organism: Branchiostoma floridae (Florida lancelet)
Lineage: Eukaryota; Metazoa; Chordata; Leptocardii; Amphioxiformes; Branchiostomatidae
Product: cytochrome P450 2U1-like
Exons: 4
Coding region: 17-1522 (501 amino acids)
Biological process (GO): xenobiotic metabolic process
Cellular component (GO): intracellular membrane-bounded organelle; cytoplasm
Molecular function (GO): iron ion binding; oxidoreductase activity, acting on paired donors, with incorporation or reduction of molecular oxygen, reduced flavin or flavoprotein as one donor, and incorporation of one atom of oxygen; heme binding
Source: RefSeq, a predicted model, not a curated record